This is a messenger RNA of Manacus vitellinus (golden-collared manakin), 1289 nucleotides long. RefSeq names its product transmembrane protein 61 (gene TMEM61). The transcript is spliced from 3 exons. NCBI's taxonomy places the organism in Eukaryota, Metazoa, Chordata, Aves, Passeriformes, Pipridae. The coding region runs from base 403 to 1041 and encodes 212 amino acids. The record is from RefSeq and is a predicted model, not a curated record.
GGUACCGCCGGGAUCGGCCACCUUAGAGGGAACGAUGCUCAGGCUUCGCCCCAAAGCCUGGCAGGGGACACAGGGCGGGGGGGAGGCAUGUGCUUCCCUCUGUCAGAACCUGCUUCGGGAGGCUGAGUGCACCAGAUGUCUCGGAUGCUCUUCCAAAGCGUCACUGUUACUUUGCUUUGGAUGGAGACCAAACCCUCACUAAUAGCAAUAACAAAAAAAAAAGCAAAUUUGGAUAGAGGCAGUAAGGGAUCUCCCUAAUGACAUGCUCACUCUCUGGCGCAUCUCUUGCCGGCGCUCCAUCCGCGACUAAAGCUCUCCAGCCCCGCGUGGAAGGACAGUCUGACGUGGGCUCUCUCAUGCCUUGUCUCGCUCUUCUUCCCUCCUAAAAUCUCCUUCUGAAGGAUGGCAGCUGCCUCUUUCCGCUAUGGCCUGACCAUCAUCGGGGCCGUGCUGCUGGUGACAGGAACGCUGUGCUUUGCCUGGUGGAGUGACGGGGAGGUCGGCUCAUCGGCUGGCAGCGGGACUCGCCUCCUGCCUCCCCGGGAAGCCGAGGCAGUUCCCAGCUCCUCCUCCUCCAGCGCCCUGCUCCGCUCUGUCAGCUUCUUCUGCUGCGGUAUCGGUGGCAUCCUCCUCCUCUUCGGCCUCCUCUGGUCCGUGAAAGCCAACACCAGGGUGGUCUCCCGCCGCUACCAGUACCAUUUCCCCAGGGACCUGCAGUACUUCACCGCGGAGCCCCCGGAGAAGUGGAACUGCAGCAACUGGGAUGCCAGUGCCAUCCCCACCUACGAAGAAGCCCUGACCUGCAGACCUGCCCAUGGUGCCCUGGCCUAUGUCCAGCCCCCGAGGAGGAAGGAGGAUCUCACGCCACCCCUGUACCACUACCUGGAGGAGGAUGAGAGCUGGCAGGGUGGCCGCCGGCGCAGCUCCUCCGACAGCGCCUUGUUCCGCCCCAGCCCGUCCUGGCUGGAGACCCUGCACCCCGAGGAGCCGCAGGCAACGCCUCCCCCCAGCUAUGAAAACAUCAAUGUCCGAGGGGUCUGAGCUGGGGGCAGCAAGGGCCAUGACUCUGUGGGUGGCUGCCCUGUCCCUCAGCUUUAAACUGAGCCCCUUCCUUUGUGGGGAGGAGAGGAGGGUGGGGGAGGAGGGGAAAGGAUCAAAUGGGCUUUCUGAGCUAUCAGUCCAGGGCUGUUGGGAUUGUGGGUCCUGUGGGUGAUGCAUUUAAAGUGUUGAGGGUAACUGGCAUGUUUGAAAGCCUUCAUAUUUUUAAUAAAACCACUGUUGGUUGCAGA